AUGUCUUCGCCUCUAAAACGAAAGUCAAGCGUUAAAGAAAAGAAAAUAACACCAAAGAAAAGGGAAGACACAGUGACCGAGGGAAACUUGUCCCGCUCUGCAAGUCAAAACACCCAAGGCCAAGUGUCUCGGAAAAAAGAAUCGAAACGGCUUAUUGGAUACGUCCAUAAUCUAUCGCCAAAAAAACGGAAUAAAAAGGACACGUUAGACUAUUUAACACUUACCCUCCAAACGGAAGACACGUAUCAAGAUGUACUUUGCUACUCGAUGGCAAAGCGACCGUUGUUGAUGACGAGCAUGACGAGCCGCACACCGAUUAAAGUCGAUCAUUUCGCAAAAACCACGGACGGUAGCAAAGUCAUAAUUAACGACAUGACCAGCGUAGCCGUUCCAAAUCAAACAGAGUAUUCGUUCCAGUACACUGAACAAGAAGAUAACAUCACCUUCAUCAGUACGGUUAUCCAAGGGCAUGAUCCUCUCGAUAUUGUAAACGUACGCGGAAAAGUAGUGAAACUACUUCCAGAAACGACAGCGGGGCGGAUCACAAAGAGACUUCGAAAGGGUGCAUUCGUUGAUAGGACUGGCGUCAUUUUACUUCACUUAUGGGAACAAAAUAUCGGCGAAGUGGAAGAAGGCAAGGUUUACACCAUCACAAGUGCUCGUGUUGGCAUCUGGAAUGGCCACAAGUACCUUGGAACUACACGGCAGUCGGUUAUAACAGUCUGUUCGGGUGCUGUGGACGUCUCGGAUAUUCAUCCUGAUGAGAUCGAUCAACUUUUGAGUUCAGAGCGCGACACAGUUAUCGAAGUUGAGAACUUUGAUGCCAUAGAAUCCGUGACAAUCUACAAAGAGUGUGACAGGUGUUCCAAGCGGAUAAUACAAGCAUCAAGUAUAGCAUUCCUUCAUUGCGACCAGUGUGGGCGAUCAACACGGACUUCGUCUUGCAAAACAAACGUUUGUGCGAAAGUUCUUGUAAAAGAUUCAGAAAAGGGAAAAAACAUUCCUAUAACACUAUUUAACGAUGUUAUUGGAGAUCUGGUGCAAGAAUCAAAUACAAUGGAUAGUCGAGUCCUGGCUGAGCAACUGUUGAUGCUUGGUCGGAUGUCCAUAUCUUUCAAUAGUUCAACUGGUGUUGUGUCAAAGGUGACUUUGCUAUGA
Paramuricea clavata is the source of this 1158-nucleotide messenger RNA. NCBI's taxonomy places the organism in Eukaryota, Metazoa, Cnidaria, Anthozoa, Malacalcyonacea, Plexauridae. The record is from the annotation of a GenBank genome assembly.